Trypanosoma conorhini is the source of this 1545-nucleotide messenger RNA. Its product is annotated as protein phosphatase 2 (formerly 2A), regulatory subunit B. Gene Ontology annotation, molecular function: protein phosphatase regulator activity; calcium ion binding. NCBI's taxonomy places the organism in Eukaryota, Euglenozoa, Kinetoplastea, Trypanosomatida, Trypanosomatidae. Bases 1 to 1545 code for a protein of 514 amino acids. The record is from RefSeq and is a predicted model, not a curated record. Gene Ontology annotation, cellular component: protein phosphatase type 2A complex. The transcript has a single exon. Gene Ontology annotation, biological process: protein dephosphorylation.
AUGGUGAUUCCAAUGGCGGUCUAUACAAGCUAUGAGGACAUGGCCACUACCAUGAUCGGCGAUGUAUUCAGGCAGCCGGAGGUCAAACGACCUCCAAUCGCCUCAUUGCGGGCGGUGGAAGACGAGGAUGUUCAGCCAUUUAUUCGAAAAGAAUUUGCUCGUCUUCCAAAGCCUCCUAAAGUUAGUCAAGGCACACGCCUUCCAAGUUCCAGUGCGAAGGGAUUCACAGGCCUCAACAAUGUCAUGCAUAGCAGGCAAGGAUUGAACUACCGACUACAACUAACGCAGGCAAUGAAGCUCAUUUGUACACAGUGCUUUGGUCUACCAAAGUACUUUGCCUUCCUCAUAGUCAAAAUCCUUCAAGUAAACGUGGAUUUUGGGCAUCUGGCGGUGCAGGCUGUACGAGGUAGUUUCUCCAUGACCGCAGCAGAUGCGGUUAGGCUCCCCUCUUCCCUCUCCCAGACAGAGUGCAUGGUGCAACAGCUACAGCAUUUCUUUGACAUCUGCCUGCGUGGGCGUUGCAUUGUUCGCCGCGUCUUUGAAAUAUUAAUGCUUAGCUCUCUUGUUGCGACAGGCGGGUCAGAGAAUUCGACGCGAGGCGGCGGUGGUAGUAGUGGGCACAGGUUCGCGCAGGACGCGGCGAGGGAGCGGCAGCGGUCGUACCUGCUGCCAGGUGACUUUUGUGCGUACCUCGAGGUGCUGCUCGAGCAUCACCCGGGUCUUCUCUUCCUGAAGCGGACCCCCGACUUUCAGUCCAGGUAUCUAGAGACGGUCAUCUAUCGCAUCUUCUACGACCUUGAUCGCUUUAACCGUGGGCGCAUCACGUACGCUGAGCUGGAGUGCUCUUCCCUGCUAGACGCACUUCGGCAGGUGGACGCGACAAACGACAUCAACGCGGUUUUGCUCUACUUUUCCUACGAACACUUCUACGUACUCUACUGCCGCUUCUGGGAGCUCGACGAGGACCGGGACAUGCUGCUCUCCCGCGCGGAGUUUAUGAGGUACGCCCCGGCCGGUAUGAUGAACCCCGUCAUCGCCGCACGCGUGUUUAGCGGCGCUGGCCGCCGCACGACUUGCGAGCGCAGGGACCGCAUGAACUACGAGGACUUUGUUUGGUUCUGCCUCUCCGAGGAGGAUAAGUCAACCCCCACGGCGAUCCGCUACUGGUUCCGCAUCCUCGACCUCGAUGGGGACGGGGUCCUCUCCGCCUACGAGCUGCGCAGCUUUUACGACGCGACGAGAGAAAAGCUGGCGGCCCACGUCCCGGACGGGGGCGUGCCAUUUGAGGACGUGAUCUGCCAGAUAUUUGACAUGUUUGCCGUGGAGGCGUCGUGCGGGCUGCGGCUUGAGGUGCUUCUGGCGAAGCCGGAGGCGGCGGCGGUGGCGCUGAACGUGGUCACAAACGUGGUUCGCCUGCUGCAGUUCGAGCAGCGGGAUCCGUUUGUCACGCACCAGGACCGGCUGGAGGGGGGCCUGGAGCAGUCGGCGUGGGACCGCUUUGCGCGUGCCGAGUACGACCGCCUCUCCAGCGCGCGGGGGGAAUGA